GUAUAGAGAAAGGUGGAGUUUUCUACAUGAAAGGGGGACGCCAGCCGCAUCCAUGGCAUCCGAUACGACAAGGUGUGAUACCAUUGACAAACGUUGGCCCUCGUGCCAUACCCACACUGUCAAAAGGUGGUCCUGGUUGUUGUUGCAUGCCGGGCACCACACCACCAUGCACGGGCGACUACCAAGGGACCGUCAACCGCUACUUGAUGGAUUUUUAUCGCUGGAGGGUAGCUAUCCCAUCUGAUCGUAAGAUUGCAACUAUUAUCGGCCUCAUGCUAAUCGUAUCGAGUUGUGUUGACUCUUUGUCCAUUUUCGGGAGCCAGUAAGAUAGAAUAUGUAGAAAUGUGUAGCUUUUUUGUCCAUUGCUGGAGGCUAAAUGAGAUAGUAAAUCUGCCCAUUUGUCCAUCGUUGGGAGCUAUGUAGAUAUAAUAAGAUCAGUUUGUUGUUCGUUAAUGGGAGCCAUACAGCAAAAUAAGCUCUUCAACCAUUGCUUGGAGCCAAAAUAUGUAGCAAUAAACAUCAUUGUAAAGG
Rubroshorea leprosula is the source of this 531-nucleotide messenger RNA. Lineage: Eukaryota; Viridiplantae; Streptophyta; Magnoliopsida; Malvales; Dipterocarpaceae. The record is from the annotation of a GenBank genome assembly.